This is a messenger RNA of Trypanosoma cruzi, 471 nucleotides long. RefSeq lists its product as uncharacterized. NCBI's taxonomy places the organism in Eukaryota, Euglenozoa, Kinetoplastea, Trypanosomatida, Trypanosomatidae. The transcript has a single exon. The record is from RefSeq and is a predicted model, not a curated record. The coding region runs from base 1 to 471 and encodes 156 amino acids.
AUGGCUCAAUGGAUCCCGAAGACAGCAUGGAGGGUGUCAAAUCUCAACAAGCGGUACGGUCCCUCAUACAUCACUUCUGGAGAUGUUCCACUUAGUACGUUUGGCCGUGCACCGAUUGUUUACGAUGCGACGAUGUUAAAAAAGAAGCUCUCCUGUGCGGAGGGUCUUGUGAUGAUUGAUGUGCGCGAUGCGCUGGAACAACAACGCUAUCCCGUUCCGUGCGCCGUUGCGCUUCAUCAUCAUGAUUUGCUUUCUGGGGCAGCGUGUCCAAUUCUUCCGAGGGAAAAAGAGUCGUCAGAACUUUUCAUCAUAGCAUCAAAUCUUCAGAGAGGCGUGAACAGUUCCACCGCAUUGCAACGCUGGGGUUACAGCAAUGUUUUUCUUGUUGACUACGAGUCUCUAGUGGAAGCUGGCUGCAUAGGCGAUGCAGAGGAUGACGAGAAAAUGAAAACAGUGGCAACAACACCUUAG